AUGUCAUUCCUCGGUGGCGCUGAGUGCUCGACGGCUGGAAAUCCGUUGACCCAGUUCACAAAGCACGUCCAAGAUGACAAGUCUCUACAACGCGAUCGACUUGUCGGGAGAGGCCCUGGGGGCAUGCAAGAAGGCAUGCGAUCCCAGGGCAUGAUGGGUGCUCAGGAUCCGAUGAUGGACGAAUUCGCCCAACAACCCGCCCAAAUGCCCGGUGCACCACCCCAGCCCUUUGCAAUGGAACACAUGAGACGCGAACUAGAACAAUUCCAAGCCGCUCCGCCGCGAACAGGAUCACCCGGAUGGGCGGCGGAAUUCGACGGUGGAGAACACGCCCGGAUGGAGGCUGCUUUUGCUGGACCGCAGGGUCCGAUGAUGAAUAAUGGAUCGGGCUUUACGCCGGCCGAAUUUGCCCGUUUCCAACAACAGAGUCACGUCGGGAUGCCUCAGACCGCUGGUACGGCGGCGUCGGCUGCGUCGCCGAUGAUGGCGGGUUAUCAGCGUCCGAUGGGAAUGGGAGGAAUGGGAAUGGGAGGUAUGGGUAUGGGUGGAAUGGGUAUGAUGCGGCCUACGUAUAGUCCUAUGGGAACGAUGCAGCAGCCGCAACCCGCGGAAGAGGCUAUGCAGGACAAGGGCAAGGGUCGUAUGGUCGAGUUGGACGAUCAGAACUGGGAGGCGCAGUUUGCGGAGAUAGAGACGGCGCAGACUAAUGAGGCUACUACGGACGAAGAGGCCAAUAAAGCUAUGGAGGCGGAGCUGAACGAUCUUGACAGGUCAGUCCCCACCACCACCGAAGAUGGUGGUUUUGAAAGCGUAUGGCGAAAAGUCCAAGCUGAGACGUCGGCGAACAGGAAACUGGUUGAAGAAGAGGGCGAUUUUGAUGUUACUGAUAACAUGCACAUGGGCGAUCUUGGAGAAUGGGACCAGUUCGAUGCUCUCAACACCCGUUCCCGAGACCCGCAGCUGGGCGACUACAUGUUCGAGGAGGAGAAUGUUUUCCGGAACGUGAGUGACCCGUUCGAGGAGGGUGUUAAGGUCUUGCGCGAAGGUGGCAAUCUGUCUUUGGCUGCGUUGGCUUUUGAAGCUGCUGUGCAGAAGGAUCCCUCGCAUGUGCGCGCCUGGACUAUGUUGGGAGCGGCGCAGGCUCAGAACGAGAAGGAACUCCCCGCAAUUCGUGCCCUGGAACAGGCUCUUAACACUGAUGGAAACAACCCUGACGCCCUUAUGGGCUUGGCUGUUUCCUACACUAACGAAGGAUACGACUCGACGGCAUACCGGACGCUUGAGCGAUGGCUUUCCGCCAAGUACCCUUCAGUCGUCGAUCCCAACAAUCUCUCAUCCGACGCGGACUUGGGCUUCACAGACCGUCAGAUCCUACACGACCGGGUCACCGAUCUUUUCAUCCAAGCUGCCCAGAUGUCACCUUCCGGAGAGCAUAUGGACCCAGACGUGCAGGUCGGUUUGGGUGUCCUCUUCUACUGUGCUGAAGAAUACGAUAAGGCCGUUGACUGCUUCUCUGCCGCACUGGCCUCUACCGAAUCCGGUACUGUGAACCAGCAAGAGCAGCUCCACCUCCUCUGGAACCGUCUCGGUGCCACCCUUGCCAACUCUGGCCGUUCUGAAGAGGCCAUUGAGGCGUACGAGCAGGCACUCACAAUCAACCCCAACUUCGUCCGCGCACGCUACAACCUGGGUGUCUCGUGCAUCAACAUUGGCUGCUACCCAGAAGCCGCUCAGCACCUGCUGGGCGCAUUGUCCAUGCACCGUGUUGUUGAGCAAGAAGGUCGCGAGCGUGCUCGCGACAUCAUCGGAGGCGAUAACGUCGACGAUGAGCAGUUGGAGCGCAUGCUUCAUGUCAGCCAGAACCAGAGUACGAAUCUGUACGAUACUCUGCGGAGAGUGUUUAGAAUCAUGACCACAGCAACCGGCGCGCAGCUAAUCGCGCGGACACUACGCGAUCUAGGCGUCACCGUGAUCUUCGGAAUCGUUGGUAUCCCCGUCGUGGAGAUAGCCGAAGAAGCCAUCAAUUUGGGGAUUCGAUUCGUCGCGUUCCGCAACGAGCAGGCGUGUAGCUAUGCCGCAAGUGUCUAUGGAUAUAUGACGGGGCGGCCGGGUGUUUGUCUUGUUGUUGGAGGGCCGGGGGUUCUUCAUGCGUUGGCGGGUAUUGGCAACGCGACAGCAAACAACUUCCCACUGAUCGUCCUCGCGGGCUCAGCAGAAACCAGCAACGUGACGAAAGGCUCCUUCCAAGAAAUGGACGCCAUCUCGUUCCUAACACCGCAUACCAAGCUCGCCGUCCGCGCAUCAACCCUCGACUCCAUCCCCGGCUCCGUGCAAAAUGCCUAUAGACUAUGCUGGUACGGUCGCCCGGGCCCGACAUACGUCGAUCUCCCCGCCGAUAUCAUCCAGGGUAAUGCUCCAGCCGGCACUGCGAUCCCGCCUCCUGAGAAGAUACUACUCCCGUCUCCGCCCAGGGCAAGCGGGGACCCGAAGAUGAUACUGAAGGCCGUGCAGUUGCUGAAGAGCGCGAGAGCGCCGUUGUUGGUUAUCGGGAAGGGAGCUGCGUAUGCGCGCGCGGAGACUGGGAUCAGGAAGUUAGUUGAGCAUACGCAGGUUCCUUUCUUGCCGACUCCAAUGGGGAAGGGUGUGAUUCCUGAUUCGCAUCCGCUGAAUGCGUCGAGUGCGCGCAGUGCGGCGCUGAAACAUGCGGAUGUCGCGCUGGUUCUUGGGGCGAGGUUGAAUUGGAUUCUGCACUAUGGAGAGCCGCCGAAGUGGUCGCCCAAGGCGAAGAUUAUCCAGGUGGAUAUCUGUGCGGAGGAGAUUGGGCGGAAUGCGGGGACUGCAGAGUUGGGGAUUGUUGGGGAUCUUGACCUCGUGGUUGAACAGUUGCAGCGUGCGUUGGCGAAUUGGCGAUAUGCGCCAUCGCCGUUGUCUGCCGGUAGACAGCCAUUUCCAGUAUUGCUGGCUGAAUCGGCGAAGAAGAAUGAGGCCAAAGCGCAAAAGGCAGCGCUGCUCAAGACACCAUCUUCUUCACCAUUGACCUACCAGCGCGCAUACCAUAUCAUCAAAUCAACCCUGAAUACACUUACACCCCCAGAAGCCGGUGAUAUUGUCUACGUCUCCGAAGGCGCCAACACAAUGGACAUCUCCCGUUCAGUCUUUCCGCUUUACCAUCCCCGUCAGCGCCUAGAUUCAGGUACCUACGCAACUAUGGGCGUGGGACUGGGCUACAUCAUUGCGGCGCAUGAAGCCUUCAAUGCCUCCGCAUCGCCCGGUACUACGCUAAACGCGGCAACAAAGCCAAAGAAGAUUGUCGCCCUGGAAGGAGACAGCGCCUUUGGAUUCAGCGCAAUGGAAAUCGAAACCAUGGCGCGCUACCGCAUCCCUGCACUCAUCUUCGUCAUGAACAACUCAGGCAUCUACCACGGUGACAGCACCAGUGAAGAUUCCUGGAAAUCCCUACAAAACCAAACAGUCACAAGUGACACGAAAGCAUCCAGCCCCGAAGAGGAAGGGAAGAAAGGUCUGCGAUCGACAAGUCUUCUGUACGAGACUAGAUACGAGCAGUUAGCCACGAUGUGCGGUGGGAAGGGCUAUUUUACUCGGAAUGAGGAGGAACUGGAGAAGGCUACGAGGGAGGGAUUCCUGAGUGAUAGUGUUACGGUUGUGAAUGUGGUUAUUGAGCCGGGGAUUGGGAAGAAGAUUGGGUUUGCGUGGCAGGGGGAUAACAAUAAGCAGGAGGCGAAGCUGUAA
Messenger RNA from Aspergillus glaucus CBS 516.65, 3750 nucleotides. RefSeq names its product indolepyruvate decarboxylase family protein. Lineage: Eukaryota; Fungi; Ascomycota; Eurotiomycetes; Eurotiales; Aspergillaceae. The transcript is spliced from 4 exons. Bases 1 to 3750 code for a protein of 1249 amino acids. Gene Ontology annotation, biological process: fatty acid alpha-oxidation. The record is from RefSeq and is a predicted model, not a curated record. Gene Ontology annotation, cellular component: peroxisome. Gene Ontology annotation, molecular function: thiamine pyrophosphate binding; magnesium ion binding; protein binding.